This is a messenger RNA of Callorhinchus milii (elephant shark), 3227 nucleotides long. RefSeq names its product myotubularin related protein 14 (gene mtmr14). The record is from RefSeq and is a predicted model, not a curated record. Gene Ontology annotation, molecular function: phosphatidylinositol-3-phosphate phosphatase activity. Bases 102 to 1982 code for a protein of 626 amino acids. NCBI's taxonomy places the organism in Eukaryota, Metazoa, Chordata, Chondrichthyes, Chimaeriformes, Callorhinchidae. Gene Ontology annotation, biological process: dephosphorylation. The transcript is spliced from 19 exons.
GGGGAGAGCGAGCGGGCGGCGGGGCCAUGGGUUGGGGCCCCCGCGGGGGAGAGAGGCAGCGGGGAGCCCAGUGAGCGCGGCGCGGCCAAGGGGCUGACGGCAUGUGGGAGGCCAACGCGGCCGGUAUCGGGCCCGGCGGCGGCGGCAGGAGCGAGGAGAUCGCGGAGCUGAUCGAGCACUGCUCCAAACACCAGUACCGCGCCAAGGAGGUCAGCAGCCAGGUAGACAAGAUUCAGAGUCACUGUUUAGACUUGUUCAAGAGGGACUACGUUUACAGUCUCAUCCAGAACCCAAAUGGAGAGGUGUGCGGCCACUACCCACGGCAGAUUGUUUUUAUGGAGUAUGCAAGUACGGAGAGUGACAAGGAGAGGUUUGAAAGCACUGUUCAGACCAGUAAACUGCAGGAGCUGGUGACCCGCAGCAAGAUGGCACGGUGCCGGGGACGCUUUGUUUGCCCCGUAAUUUUAUACAAUGGCAAGCACAUUUGUAGGUCAGCAACUCUGGCUGGGUGGGGGGAGCUGUACGGACGUAGUGGAUACAACUACCUCUUUUCGGGAGGAUCUGAGGAGACAGGCGCGGAGCUGGAUGAAGUGCCUGAUGAUUACGCAGUGCGGAAUGGUGAUUCCCAGCUAUUUGAUAAGGUCAGAGGUCACGACAUCAAACUGCUGCGCUACCUGUCAGUGCAUUACAUCUUUGACCUGAUGGUGGAGAAAAAGAAAGUGAAGUUUGGCUUGAAUGUGACAUCCUCAGAGAAAGUGGACAAAGCACAGCGGUAUGCAGAUUUCAUCUUGCUGUCCAUUCCCUAUCCAGGUUGUGAGUUUUUUAAGGAUUACAAAGAUCGAGAUUAUACAGCUGAAGGACUUGUAUUCAACUGGAAGCAGGAUUUUGUUGACGCACCGCUGAACAUUCCUCCUACUCUGACUGAGAACCUGAGCAUUGAUUGGCGAGAUUAUCAGUCCUGGGACCUUGUACAACAGACACAAAAUUACCUGAAGCUGCUCAUCCACACAAUAAACCGGAAUGAUGACAGUGGUUUGUUGGUUCACUGUAUCUCUGGUUGGGAUCGGACACCGCUUUUUGUCUCUCUCCUCCGUCUCUCGCUCUGGGCUGAUGGGCUUGUCCACGUGUCUUUGCAGCCUGUGGAAAUUCUCUACCUAACCAUUGCUUAUGACUGGUUCCUAUUUGGGCAUAUGUUACCCGACAGACUCAUUAAAGGAGAGGAGAUUUUCUUUUUUUGCUUCAAUUUUUUGAAGCACAUCACGUCCGAGGAGUUCUGCGCAGUGAAGAAGCCAAGACGGAAAAUCACAGACCUUCCUGCAGAGGAUCUAUGUCUUCUAGGUCAUACAGAAAGAGGGAGCAGCACCUCCCUGAGCAGUGAAUUCUCCGUCAUCACAGAGGAGUCUCCCACCAUAGCAGGGGCUUUCAACUACGAGGCAGUGGAUCUGACAGCGGGCCCAGCAAUGCAGGUGGCAUGGAGAAGAGGCAGAACAUCAUCCCCGCAGACUGUAGUGUGGAAUAAACAGCACUCAGGGCACCAGUCAGAGGACAGGUUAUUCCAGCUGACCAUAUCUGAAGGGAAGCCAUCCUUCAAUCAAGUGGAAAAUAACUUGCGAACAGGAAGCAGUAGCCCCCUGGCUGUCCCAGAAAGGAGCUCCACAGAGUAUUGUCAUUCUUCAGCCUCGUCCACGGAUUUUGGCAGCUGGCAGAUCGUGUCUGGCUGUGGCAGUAUUCAUGACCAGGCUGUAGUUCCCAAUGACUCACCUCUCCCUUUCUACACUCAAGAUGACGGAAGCAACGGGAGAUUGUUUCCCAUCAUUCCAGAACGCAGAGCCAAGCUGGAGGAAGUCCGAGCCAUCUUCCUAGCUGCUUACAGUUCAACCGUGGGUCUGAAAUCAGUGUCGUCCAGCCCAUCGGCUUUUGGCGGACUUCUGGAACAGUUUGCACGGGGAGUUGGACUGAGAGGCACCAAUAGCAUUGUCUGACCCAACGUUGUUUAAAAACAGUUUGAGCCCCUUGCAAAUCUCAACUGGGUAACACCAAAGAUGGCCUCAACCAGACCUCCUUUCACCUCGUCACCUUAGUCUUUUAAAACUGAUUUAGGAUUUUUUUUCAUUUCUGAAGUUGAUGUCCUGAUGCGGCCAAAGAUACCUGAAUGUCCCAAGUGUUGCAAGGAAGGAAGGAAACAAACCCUGGGUCUGACAUGGUCUGCUCUUUGAGAUGAAACUUUUGGGACUCUUAAGGGACUGCUAUCGUGCUGCUGGGGAAGUUAAAGUUCUAUUGUAGACAUGCAUUUUUGAUUUGCAAGCCAGAUAUUCCUGUGCUGAGAGAAUUGGAGGAAAUGGUGAUCACAUCAAGUGCCUGCCUUUUCACUAGCUUCACAGCUGUACUUGUGGACUUUGAUUCCUCACCUGUCACUGAUUAGAUGUUGGCAUUUCUAACUUGCAAGCCCCUUUAAGGCUUCUACUGAAGAUUGCUAGGUUUGGUGAAUGGGUUAAAACUCUGUUGCACAAAUAUGAUCGUUACAUUCAGCAGAGUUUUCUACAUGGUUAUCAGUUUCAUUACAGCUAUCUUAACUCAAGCUACCCCUAGUAGCAGCUUAAUAACAUUCUCUGAAAUGCAAACAGGUCUUACCAUGGAAGCACCUUUUCCUCACCUCUCUUUCACCUACAAAUAUCUGAGUGCUGCAUUGGUUAGCUACAUUCUCAGUCACUUUUACAUUUAGGCAGGGUUAUGUGAAUCAAGCUGCCUGGCUGAUGUAAAGCCACAAUAGGAAAGUGAGCAAGUGAAUUAAAAAACCGUGAUGUGGAGCGGAUGUUUGCGCUAGUAUUAGAGGCUUCAGUAAAGAUUUUGAUGGUAGAGAUGAUAGGUUAUCCAGCUAAUCUGAAUGGAUUUAAAUGGUAGUCUCCAUGAAUAUUGUCGUAAUUCAGUAUGUUAAUAUUAUUAGUAAAACUUAUUUAAUGCAGUAGCCUACCGAGAAUCUAAAGAUGAUAGGUAAAAUUAUUCUAUUUUUAAUACUACAUUUUAACCUGCUUAAAAACUGAAUAUUUUUGUGAUUUUUAAAAUAAGAGACACCCUAUUUAUCAGCGUGGUUCAGUCCCUAUUAAUUCUGUUCAGUCCCUGCCACUAUCUUUGUGGAAAUGCAACUGAUCUUGGUGUUCCGCUGUUUAGUGCAAUUGUGAUUAAAGAAUACACAGGGCAAGAAUAAUAAUAAUAAUCCUUGUAUUUGA